Molecule: messenger RNA, 1773 nt
Organism: Eucalyptus grandis
Lineage: Eukaryota; Viridiplantae; Streptophyta; Magnoliopsida; Myrtales; Myrtaceae
Product: TMV resistance protein N
Exons: 4
Coding region: 1-1773 (590 amino acids)
Biological process (GO): signal transduction; defense response
Molecular function (GO): ADP binding
Source: RefSeq, a predicted model, not a curated record
AUGGCUUCUUCAUCAAAACCCAAAAGUAAUUAUGAGGUUUUCUUGAGUUUUAGAGGCACAGACAUACGUAACACCUUCCUUGGUCAUCUCUACAAAGCUUUACAUCAUAAUGGAAUACACACUUUCAUUGAUAGCGAGGAACUAAGGAAGGGAGACCAAACAUUGCCAGCGCUCAUGAAGGCCAUCGAAGAGUCAUUCGUCGCAAUCAUUGUUUUCUCUAAGGACUAUGCUUCCUCACGAUGGUGCCUGGAAGAGUUGAUGAAGAUUAUGGAGUGCAAAGAGCAAAAGGACCUCACCGUUCUACCGGUGUUUUAUAAAGUGGACCCAAGAGAAGUGAGACAGGGCAGCAAGAGUUAUGGGAAAGCUCUAGCAAAGCAUGAGUCCAAAUUUGGGAAGGAUUCGGAAAAAGUGGAACAAUGGAAGAAAGCUCUUUUCAAUGCCGGUAGCUUGUCCGGGUGGCAUUUUAAUGACGGAGAUGAAUCAGAGCUUAUUGAAAGAAUUGUGAAGGAGAUCUCCACUCUUCUAGAUCGAACACCUUUGCAUGUUGCUAAGCAUCCGAUUGGGAUUAAUUCUCGAGUGGUUAAGCUAAAAUCCAUGUUAAACGUUGAGUCUGAUGAUGGUGUUUUUAUGAUGGGAUUAUGGGGAAAGGGAGGCAUAGGAAAGACAAGUUUAGCUAAAGCCAUUUAUAAUGAUAUUUUCAGACAAUUUGAAGGUUCAGCUUUUUUGGCAAAUGUUAGAGAAACUUCCAAAGGUUGCAGGGAUUUAGUUGCUUUGCAAGAAAAAUUACUAUUGGAGAUAUUAAUAUCGAAACAAAGAUUAGUAGUGUCUAAUGUCGAUGCAGGUACUAAUCUAGUACGGGAUAGACUUUGUUGCAAAAAAGUUCUCCUUAUCCUUGAUGAUGUGGACGACUUGCGUCAAUUAAAUGCUUUAGUAGGAGAAGGCAAGUGGUUUGGUAAUGGAAGUAGGAUCAUCAUUACUACAAGAGAUAAACAUUUGCUAACUUGUCAUGGGAUAGAUCAAGAUUAUGUGUACGAAGUUAAAGCAUUGGAGGACAAUGAAGCUCGUGAGCUGCUUAGUAAGCAUGUUUUUCAGACACAUCAAAAACUAAAAAUCAGGACAGAUCUAGUGGAUAGUGUUUUGAAUUAUGCCGAAGGCCUUCCUUUAGCAAUUGAGGUACUAGGUUCCUUCUUAUGUGGUAGAAGAGAACAUGAAUGGAAAAGUACACUAAAGAAGUUUUCUAAGAUUCCUCACAAAACCAUUAAUAAUGUGCUCAAAAUAAGUUAUGAUGGACUAGAAGAUAAUGAGAAAGAGAUUUUUCUCCACAUUGCUUGUUUCUUUAAGGGGCAGGAUAGUCAGUACAUAAAGAAAGUUAUUGAUAGUUGUGAUUUUGAGAUAACUAUAGGAUUAGAAAUUCUCCUUGAGAGGUCCUUGAUAAGUAUGGAGCAUGGAAUCGUAGAAAUGCAUGACUUGAUUCAAUUGAUGGGUAUGGAUAUUGUGAACCAAGAAUGUCGCGAUGAUCCCUGGAGACGCAGCAGGCUUUGGCUAUAUGAUGACGUUCUCGAUGUUCUGUCCCGCGACAUGGGAGAUUGUGUAGUAAAAGCCAUAGUGUUGGAGCCACUAGAGCAGAAAGAGAUAUAUGUCAAGCCUAAUGCUUUUACAAAAGCGAGCAGCUGCAACGAUGGAAAUAAUCAGCCCCAUGGAGAAAAUGAGUUCGACCAAGAAAGCAUGCAGAGGUUGUGGCUAGAGAUUUACUUGAGGAGGAGGCUUGGGUGA